Messenger RNA from Periophthalmus magnuspinnatus, 1896 nucleotides. It is a transcript of the gene agt, whose product is annotated as angiotensinogen. The transcript is spliced from 7 exons. The coding region runs from base 113 to 1489 and encodes 458 amino acids. The record is from RefSeq and is a predicted model, not a curated record. Gene Ontology annotation, biological process: regulation of systemic arterial blood pressure by renin-angiotensin. NCBI's taxonomy places the organism in Eukaryota, Metazoa, Chordata, Actinopteri, Gobiiformes, Gobiidae. Gene Ontology annotation, molecular function: serine-type endopeptidase inhibitor activity.
UUGGGUUAAUGAGUAACUGCAAAGACAAACUUUAAAAGUGGGUUCAGGCCAGUCGGUGCUCAUUCAACACUCGGGAAUUAACCAGCAUCACAAGAAUCUCACAAUUGUUAAAAUGAAGCGAUUUACUCUCCUCCUCCUCUGCUGCUGUAUCUUUUGUGGGAGCAGAGCAAACCGGGUCUAUGUUCACCCUUUCAACCUAUUUGCUGCUGAAAAUGUCAGCUGUGAGACUCUGCAGCCCCAGAACAAAUCUUUGGAGACCAUCGCCAUUGUACCCCUUGAUAUGAACGUCCUGACACCGGACACAAGGAACAUGUCCCAAGUGGACACUCAGAGACAGAACAUCAGAGAGACGACAGCCGUUUUAGCAAAGCAGUUGAACUCAGUGGGCCUGAGGAUGUACCAGGCACUUAGUGGCAAACAGCAGAGCAGCAACACGCUCUUAUCUCCAGUCAACACAUAUGGCUCCCUCGUCACACUUUACUUUGGAGCAUCCAAGAAAACAGCCAGGUCUUAUCAGCUCCUCCUGGGGCUGAGCAGUGACACUGACCGUGAGGACUGUGUGUCUUUGGUGGAUGGACACAGAGUGCUGAGGACUCUGCAGAGUAUCAACUUUCUGGUGGACGAUGGGCCGAAGGAUGAGAUCAGCACUCAGGUGUGGGUGUUCACUCCCUCACACACACAGCUGUCUGUAGACUUUGUCCACGGCACACAGGACUUCUCCGACUCCUCCUUCAUCCGCAGUCUGGACUUCUCCAACACACAGGAGACAGAGCAGCAGAUCAACAGCUAUGUAGAGAAGACAUCAGGAGGCAAAGUAGAAAACAUCUUCACUGAACUAAACACAAGCAGCAACCUGCUGUUUCUCAGCUCUUUCACUUUCCAAGGUAACUGGAAAACAGUCUUUCAGUCUGAAAAAAACUCAGAGCAAGAGUUUUAUGUGGAUGAGACAACCACCAUCAUGACUCCAGUGAUGACGCAUACAGGUCCCUACCACUACCUCAAUGAUAAGGUUCGGCGCUGCACAGUGGUCAAGUUGUCUCUGAGUAAGAGAUCCUAUAUGUUACUGGUCCUGCCCCAUGAAGGCACCAGCCUGAGAGAAAUUGAGUCCAAGCUGCUUACUGUUAUAUCCUUCUGGACAGAAAACCUGCAGGAAGGUCUGCUAGAGCUGUCACUGCCAAAGUUUUCCGUCUCUGCUGUGAAUAAUCUGCGUGACCUUCUGACCAACAUGGAUCCAGAGAUUGAGGCCAAACUGUUGGGUGCUCAGGCCGAAUUUAGCCAACUCAGCAACACAAAACCCUUCACUGUCGAUAAGGCCCUCAACAAGGUGACGUUUGAGAUGUCAGAAGAAGAUACGGAAGCUCAAACCAAGACUCAGGAAGGUGGUAUCCCUCUGAAACUGCCCAUCAACCGGCCUUUCUUCUUCUCAGUCAUAGAGGAAGAAUCUGGUGCUAUACUGAUGCUGGGCAAGAUCACUAAUCCUGCCCUCUAAAAUGCACCAUACAUGCUAAAUAGGACUUACGGCACUAUUUUUAUAAUGUACUACACCACAUAGGAAUAUUCUUAGAAACGUGAAGGGUGAGAACUUGUAACUUCAGUAUUUAUAAAUACCACAAAAUGUAAGUGGUUUGUAUAUUAUGUAUCACAGCAGUGUUCGGAUACUAUGACUAUAGUUUUGUACUAGUGCUUACUUAAUGUAAGUGUCUGUUCUUGAUGAUGUAAAAUUUCUAAAAUAAAUGUCUUUCUAAAAACUUGAGAAAGAAAUUCCUUAUCUUUAUAUGUACAUUCAAUAUCACAUACACUACAAUACUUAAAAACUAUUCUGAACUGGUAAUCAAAAAUGUAUGACAUAAAUAGUGUAAAAUAUUUCAAUAAACCAAAUUUAUUGACACAUUACAU